CGUGGUGGGGGUGGGGGGAGGAAGCGAUCUAAGAGGAAAAGGAGUAGGCGUCCCUUUCAGGCCGGAAGUCGUGCUCCUGAGUAAUUCUUCCCAACAUCGGGAGACCCAGAAUCUGCCCCAGGGAGGAUUUCCAAGACGCCCCAGAGAUCGAUGGGUGCAGAACGGAGGCAGGCGCUUUCCUGGAAAAUAAGUGGGUCUGGCCGAGCUGAAAAGCAAGCCCAGCACUGGAAUUGGAUGUGAAGAGAACUUCUGCCUGGAGCUUCCCGGACCCAAUUAAGCGUUGCACUCAGUCGUUACUCGGGUAACUGGCGUCGCGGUUUGUGAAGGAACCAAGAGGGCAGGUGGGUUCGUUGGUAUCUGGAGUAACUGCCCAUUAGUUAAAUUUCGUAUUUAGCCUAACCCUAAUACAUUAUUCUAAGAAUCCAAAUAUCCCCUUUUCCUCAUUGGGUGGAUAAUGUGGAACACCUCUCCAGUGGGAUAUUAUUAUUAUUACUCUCGUGUGGUGUUUACCAAGUGUUCCAGUCUCAUUGUUUAUAUUAAUUUACUUAAUCCUCACAAUUACCCUAUGAGAUAGAUGUUAUAGUUUUCGUUUUCAGGAGAAUAAACUGAGGCACAUAUAUAAGUUAAUUGUUCAAGGUCACAUAGCUAGUAAGUGAUAGAACUAAGAUUAGAAGCUAGGUAUUCUGGCUCCAAAGUCCCGGCUGUCAACUAUUAAAAUUGAGGAAAUCUCAUAUGAACUUCACACAGCACACAGCUUGGCAAUUUCAGGAGUGGGGAGGACUCAAUCGGCCAAUACCCAAGGUUUGGAACAAGAAGACCACCAGGAAACUAGGCUGAAAAUGACUACUCUGCCCUGUAUGUAGUUGAGGUUCUAGGAAGAAGUAAGGCCUUGUUUGAGAGGAGAACUUGAGAACUUAGGAAGAGGUGCUAGAUAAUCAGAGAAUAAAGACAAGAUGCAAUGGUGCUAAUCUACAGUCUUUGAGACAACGGUGUUAAGACCUCACCAAAACAAUCCUUACCAGUUCCUUCUCCCUAAGAAGAAAUGAAUCAAUAGCCUCAAACUUUUUCCCCAUUUAAGUCUUGUCUUUUCAUAGGUUUAAGAGGCCCAUUCACCAUCAUUAAUCAUGGAAGCAUCCUCAAAGGAUCUUCUCAUUCAAGUUACUCAAUUCUGGAACCUCCUAGAUGAUCUGGCUGAAAGUGACCCUGAGCGCUAUGAGAAUUUCAUUCAACAGCAGCUGAAAGAAGGGAAAGAGCUCUGGGCUGCCCCAGAACCACAAUUCUGUCUACAGACCAGGAUCCUGAAACCAAGAGAAAAAACACUUUUCAUCAACCUUUGCCAGUGGAAAAGGAUCCCAGUUCCCCAAUCAACCACUCAUCCAGUACCAAUAAGUCUUGGCAAGCCAGAAGAUAUUUCUGAGACAUCAGAUGUUUACACAGUCAUCGAUGUUGCCUACAAUCCUGAUGUUCUCCAGGCAGCAGAAAAAGACCAGGUGAAAAAGGAUCUGUUGAUACGGAUGGCUAUGAAAUGCAUUGAGGAGCGACUCCAAUCCACCCUCUCACAGUCCUACCAUAUUACAAAACUUACAAUAAAAGGAAGCAUUCAAAGGAUGAAACAAAAUCUGAUGGGAAUCCAGAAUGACUCCACUGAUUUAAGACAGAAAAUGAGAAAGGAACUCACCCUUGAACAGAUAAGAAACAGUAUUGUGAGCAGUCCAGAUCACUUUCCUCAGCUUACAUUGCCAAAGAAUCAAGUUUCAGACAAAGCAGGAUGUCUGAUUGAGGAGAUUUGCAGUACUGAGAUCCAGGUGGAGAUGAAGACCCCAACCUAUGAAUUAAAAAUUGUGAAAGAUGAGAAUGAGAAGCCUCUGAAAAUUGAAUUGAUAGUUGAAUUACCGGGUAUUGAUUCAGUCUCUCUCUGUGACCUUAGUGUUUCUAAGGAUGAUGUAUUGAUCGAGGUCUCUGAAAAGUACAGAUUACAUCUGAAUCUUCCAGAAUCUGUUGAUACUGAAAUGACUACAGCAAAAUUUAUCAAAGAAAAAGCUACAUUAAUCAUCACAAUGCCAUUGGUGUAAAAUAAGACUGUCGUGUAUUUCAGGUUUUCAGUGCUAAGGUCAUGUGCAUUAUAGUUCCUCCAUU
Trichechus manatus latirostris (Florida manatee) is the source of this 2136-nucleotide messenger RNA. RefSeq names its product PIH1 domain containing 2 (gene PIH1D2). Lineage: Eukaryota; Metazoa; Chordata; Mammalia; Sirenia; Trichechidae. Bases 1125 to 2072 code for a protein of 315 amino acids. Gene Ontology annotation, biological process: rRNA processing; box C/D snoRNP assembly. The transcript has 5 exons. The record is from RefSeq and is a predicted model, not a curated record. Gene Ontology annotation, cellular component: R2TP complex; cytoplasm; ribonucleoprotein complex.